Molecule: messenger RNA, 1887 nt
Organism: Astrephomene gubernaculifera
Lineage: Eukaryota; Viridiplantae; Chlorophyta; Chlorophyceae; Chlamydomonadales; Astrephomenaceae
Source: the annotation of a GenBank genome assembly
CGCGCACUCCAGGUGAAAAAUCUCACUUCCCCUGCACUUAACUGUGAAUGCUUUUUUAGUUUUUUUAGCUGUAACCCACUUCACGACAUGACUGUCUGUGUAAGGCCGACUCAACAUACACUCUCUUAGCCCGAGUAAGGGAUAACUUUUGACACUUGACAUUAUUAGCACAUUGCACCGCCGAAUAUGGCAUCGUUCGGUCUACUCCAGCGGACGGCGCAGCUCCCCCUUGUAGAAGAGCGGCCAGGUUGCUCUGGUAGAUGUGUUCCUGUGGUUCAUCGAUACAGGCGGGGGGCGUGUGGCGGGCUUACCACCACCGAACGACGACGUGGGUCCCAGCAACCUCGUCAAGCGGCCUCCACCGAUAUGGUUCGCUUUGAAGAGCCAAAUAAUACUAGAGGCAGCCGAAAAGCGGCUGCAGGGCCUGCAGUAGAUAAGGUCGGCGUGUUGUUGCUCAAUCUUGGUGGACCGGAAACUCUCAGCGAUGUUAAGCCGUUUUUAUACAACCUAUUCGCGGACCCGGAUAUUAUUCGGCUACCACAAGUCGUUCAAUUCCUUCAGCCGGUCCUGGCAAUGGUCAUCUCAACUCUCCGAGCGCCAAAAAGCGCUGAGGGCUACAAGGCAAUUGGUGGUGGCAGUCCUCUACGCAAAAUUACCGACGAACAAGCGGAGGCCCUCUCAGUAGCCCUUGCAGCAAAGGGCCAGGCCGCCAACGUUUACGUUGGAAUGCGCUAUUGGCACCCAUACACGGAGGAGGCGCUGGCGCAGAUUAAGCGCGAUGGGGUUACGCGUCUCGUCAUUCUGCCGCUCUACCCGCAGUUUUCAAUCAGCACCAGCGGCUCCAGCCUGCGGCUGUUAGAGUCGCUGUUCAAAAGCGACCGCGCGCUGAAGCAGCUCCGACACACCGUCAUCCCCUCCUGGUACCAGCGGCGAGGCUACGUGUGCGCCAUGGCUGACCUCAUAGUGCAGGAGCUGGUCAAGUUCGAUGACGUGGCGGGGGUGGAGGUGUUCUUCUCCGCGCACGGGGUGCCCAAGUCGUACGUGGAGGAGGCGGGCGACCCGUACAAGGAGGAGAUGGAGGAGUGUGUACGGCUGAUCAUGCAGGAGGUACGGCAGCGGGGCUACCAGAACUCGCACACGCUGGCCUACCAGAGCCGCGUGGGGCCGGCGGAGUGGCUCAAACCCUACACGGACGACUCCAUCAGGAUGCUGGGUCGCACGGGCGUCAAGAGCAUGCUGGCGGUCCCCAUUUCCUUUGUGUCGGAGCACAUUGAGACGCUGGAGGAGAUCGACAUGGAGUACCGAGAGCUGGCGCACGAGAGCGGCAUCCGCCACUGGGGCCGCGUGCCGGCGCUCAACACCAACGCGGCGUUCAUCGAGGACCUGGCGGAGGCGGUGCUGGAGGCGCUGCCGUACGUGGGGUGCCUGGCGGGGCCGACCGACUCGCUGGUGCCGCUGGCAGCCCUGCACCCCUGGCCGGAGCCCCACCUGCUCCACCCCCACUCCCGCUCCCACCCUCGCCACCCUCGUCUCCACCCCCGCCUCCUGCACCACCCCCACCCCCGCCUCCUGCACCACCCCCGCAGGCGACCUGGAGGUGCUGCUGCAGGCAUACGAUCGGGAGCGCCGCGCGCUGCCCUCGCCGGUGGAGAUGUGGGAGUGGGGGUGGACCAAGAGCGCGGAGACGUGGAACGGGCGCAUCGCGAUGCUGGCGAUCAUUGUCAUUCUGGCGCUGGAGGCGUCGAGCGGGCAGUCCAUUCUUAAGAACCUGAUCUGGGUCGAGUGAAAAGGGGUGUUCUUAGGGGAAUGAAGAGGGUGGGAAGGGUGCGGUUUGGUUGGCUGGGGAAGGGGGUGGCAAGAAGAUGGAAGGAGGAGGCGAGGUGGCGG